Molecule: messenger RNA, 333 nt
Organism: Bursaphelenchus xylophilus (pine wood nematode)
Lineage: Eukaryota; Metazoa; Nematoda; Chromadorea; Rhabditida; Aphelenchoididae
Source: the annotation of a GenBank genome assembly
AUGCAAAACCCCAAAUGCGAGUGGACCGAGCCCGAGAGGGGACCGAGUGUGCAGAGUGCAAUGCGACAACGCUCCUUUGAGCUCCUCACCCCCGCCAGUCGUCCUUCUCCCCUCCACUGGUCACUCGCGCGAAAACAGAGCGGCGGCUCUAUUCGCGAGGUCCGCGCUCUCUGUUCCGCGAAAGAAAAAAAGAAGGUAGAAGGGAGCGAAAACAUUGCGGUAUGCACGGCUACAAUACACGAACGAGUUCUAAAGGUGGGAUGCGCUCUUCGGGAAUGCACCAAUGCCGAUUGUUUCCAUGACGACUUCCCAAACAAUCGCGUGUUUUUGUGA